AUGUCUGAUGACGAGGGAGCCUCACCGCGCGAAGUGGUUGUGGAAGCCUGCCGCCGCGACCAACCCUACCUCAUUGAAGAGCUCCACGAAAAUUUAUACAAGGAUAAGCCUGAUGAGUUUUCAGACUUCAUUAACGGAGUCACAGACUCUAUGGGAAACUACGCGCUACACAUCUGUGCCACCUACGGUAGCUACCCUACCAACCGUAUCGAUGGCGACACACCGCUCCACCUGGCCGUUCGGCACGGGAACGAAAAGGACAUUGAAGUCGGCAUGUCAAUGUUAGAGAUGAUGCUUGAGGCAGGCUGUGAUCCGCGUAUACGGAACAAGAAAGGCCAAAAACCAGCAGAUUGCGUGAUGCCGCAAUAUAAUCAGAUGAGAACUGCACUAAUGAAGGUGGAGUAUAUGAUGCAAGAGGGCCAAGGGGUGGAAGGGCAGGGCCAGGAUGCUGACGAAGAUGAGCCUAGCGAUGGGCCGAGUGAUGAUGAGGAUGAUGGUCAGGCGAGGAAACGUUAG
Microsporum canis CBS 113480 is the source of this 516-nucleotide messenger RNA. Its product is annotated as ankyrin repeat protein. Gene Ontology annotation, molecular function: protein binding. The record is from RefSeq and is a predicted model, not a curated record. NCBI's taxonomy places the organism in Eukaryota, Fungi, Ascomycota, Eurotiomycetes, Onygenales, Arthrodermataceae. Bases 1 to 516 code for a protein of 171 amino acids. The transcript has 3 exons.